CAGCAUCCUCUUGCGCCCUCAGCACUGAAAUAACCAUCUACACUCCACGUAUAUUCCAUUCCCAACACUUGUACACCUCCCAAGGCUUUGCAGCAUCUACCAUCCCCAGGCCAUCACCAUGAAAACCGGGCCCGUCAUCAUCAUCCUCGCCAGCCUCGCAGCCGCCGCCAUGGCCGCUCCCACCCAUGGCGACUCCCCCUCCCGCAGCGCACUCCUCGACGACGUCGACAAAGACAGCAAGCGCCGCCAGGCAUGCUCCCGCCAGAUCAAGUGGGAGGCGGGCGGGUGCGAGACCGACUGGAACGAGCACUGCCAGCAACACUGCGAGGCGAGCGGCAUCGGCCGGGGCUGCUGCGCCGGCACCGUCAAUAACCACAUCGAGUCAUCGGGCUGCUUCCCCGGCUGGAACGUGUGCCGGUGCACCUGUGCGGCGAAUUAG
Molecule: messenger RNA, 439 nt
Organism: Chaetomium strumarium
Lineage: Eukaryota; Fungi; Ascomycota; Sordariomycetes; Sordariales; Chaetomiaceae
Exons: 1
Coding region: 119-439 (106 amino acids)
Source: RefSeq, a predicted model, not a curated record